This is a messenger RNA of Cutaneotrichosporon cavernicola, 927 nucleotides long. RefSeq lists its product as uncharacterized. The transcript is spliced from 4 exons. The record is from RefSeq and is a predicted model, not a curated record. Gene Ontology annotation, cellular component: cytoplasm; mitochondrion. Lineage: Eukaryota; Fungi; Basidiomycota; Tremellomycetes; Trichosporonales; Trichosporonaceae. Bases 1 to 927 code for a protein of 308 amino acids.
AUGCAACGCGCAGACCGGCGCGUCCACGAGGAUGCCGCAUGUCCCGGAUCACAGGCCAACGCCUCCGAAGCAGAUGAGACGGGAUACAUCCACAUCGCGCGCUCGCCCCUCGAGUCACUGGGCAGUCUCGGCACACCAGGCUCACGGUGGCCACCAUGGCUCGUCGACGCGAUGCAGGACCCGGCCAAGGCUGCGAUCCUGUCCGGCGGGUGUGCAGUGGCUGUGACUCUUGCGGGUAUUAGCAUCUACCGCCGGUUCCUGCGGCGGAUCCCGAACGCUGACAGCGUGACGGCCGCCAUGAUCGAGGAGAAACGCAAGAUUGUAGGCGUUGUGACGCGGGUGGGCGAUGGAGAUGGGUUCAGGCUGUACCAUACCCCAGGACCAUUCUGGCGUUUCCCGCUCAAGUUGAGGCGCGUCCCGACCACAACCAAAGAAUUGAAGAACGAGACGUUGUCGAUUCGAAUAGCCGGCGUUGACGCUCCCGAACUAGCCCACUUUGGUAAUCCGGCCCAGCCGUACGCCAAGGAGAGCCUGGACUGGCUGACCAACACGGUCGACGGCCGGCGCGUCAAGUGUCAGCUCCUCCGCAAGGACCAGUAUGGCCGGAUUGUCGCUGUCCCUUGGCUCUGUCGCUCUGUACUUCCGGACAAGCCGCUUCCGCUCAUGAUGUUGCGUGAGGGCGUCGCGGUCGUGUACACGCAGGGCGGGGCAGAGUUUGGUCCCUGGGGUCUGGACAAGUUGCAGGCCGAAGAGGACGAGGCCAGGAAGAACCGCCGGGGGUUGUGGGGUGGCCGCAGCGUCGAGAAGCCCGGUGACUUUAAGCGGCGGGUGCGCGAGGGCUCGGAAGAGGCGGCCACGACGGUCAAGCUUGGUAAGAAGCGUUCGUGGUGGGAGGCUUUGGGACGGUGGCUCGGCGGUAAGACGUAG